AUGCCAACUAGGUUUCAUUACCGCCCACUAGAGGAAGGCCAGAUACGUUUACUGAGGUUCAUUUCGAGCAACAGCAAGGACGAUGACCAACUUCGGUUUGAGCUUUUUCACGCCAAGUUAAGCCAGAGGCCUCAAUAUGCCGCGCUCUCGUACUCAUGGGGAAUAAGUCGAAAGGAUGAGAUGGUGGUCACAGAAGUGGACGGGCAAGAGUUCCACGUCACUCCGAAUCUCGCAGCCGCAUUACAUCGGAUGUCACAGAACGGAAUUUCGUUGAUAUGGGUCGACGCAAUCUCGAUCGACCAAGGCAAUGCGAUUGAGAAGAGCAAAGAGGUUACACGAAUGUUCGCUAUUUAUCGGAUUGCUCGAGAGGUUGUCGUCUGGCUUGGACAAGACAUUGGCCCCGACGAUGAAAUCGAGGAAUUGCACAAGCUUGUCGAGCACACCAAGACUCCAGGCAGGGGGAGUAAAGGUAAACCGAUCGCAGCCACCCCGGCAGCGCUCGCGGCGCUCGAGAGGCUUCUCAAACAACCUUACUGGAGCAGGGUAUGGAUUAUCCAGGAGAUCGCCGCAGCUCGGAGGACAACUAUAGCGUGGGGCUCAUAUACGUUCGAGUUACGACCGCUGGAAAUUCUCGUCCGCGACCAUGAUCAAGAAAUCGAGAUGACGAAUGACAAGUCUCGACUCGCUCAGCAGGUUCUGUCCGUACGAGCGGUAUGCAGAGCGCAGCAGAAGCCGCGGUUGAUGGAAAUUCUGGCACUAACGAGCGCUUCAGAGACCAGCGUGCUCAGAGACAAGGUGUAUGGUCUACUGGGCUUGGCGUCCGACUGGGCGGAUUUCGUGCAAGAGCCGAACUAUGCGGACGACGUGUCGGAACCUGAGCUUUGCUUGGAGAUGACGGCGAACUAUAUCAAUUGGUAUGCUUCGGUGGAUAUUGUCUUCCUGAGGAGCAUACUCGCUGGUCAGGAGGGACUUCCGUCUUGGUGUCCGGAUUAUUUCCAUUUCAAGGCCGAUCCCUUUGACAAGUUUCUGGUCUCGUAUAUCUGUGGGAAAGAUGAAAAUCUUGGAUGGGAGAGGAGGCGAGCAUUUGCUGCUUCGGCGCGGAUGAACCAGGAUAUCCCUGACUCGUUCGAAUUUGAUGGCAGCAAGUUGACGCUGAAAGGAAUUCGUGAGGGAUACAUCACGGUUGUGGGUGGCAUUUUGAAUGGAUCCAGUGAUAACGAUCAUUUCACCGCGUCUGUUGCGUUGGAAAAGAGUCCCUCUGAUAUCAUUGCCAAAGCGUUCCGCCGGCUGCUUUUGUUAUCUCACAACCAGACAUUCGGCCAUCUUAGUGGCAUAGACUUUAUCAACCUUCUCUACGCUCUCCCCGAGGAAUACUACGAACAACUUGGCCAUGGAAAUGUGUGGAGAUGGCUUGACGAACAUCGCCAGUUCCUCACUAGUUUCGGUUUGCAAAUCGAGACCUUCCCUGGCGUGGGUGAACAACCAACAAUAAGAAUCAGAUCCUCGGGACUUCUGGACGAAACACGGAUAUCAGCUGGGUGGAAAGAAUAUUCCUCGUCGGGCGAAUCAAGUAGUCGACGAAGAGGGAUCUCGUUCCAGGCGAUCGUGGAAUCUGUUGCAUCCAUACUCCAAGAAGGCCUUCGGCUCAUGUGUAUCAGUGACGGCGGUUCGCAGCAACUACCGUACAUCUCUCGCGUCCUGUUGGGCUGGGCACAUCGAAAUGCGAGAGUUGGGGAUUCCAUCUGGCAUCUCGAGGGUUGUACACUCCCAGCCAUACUACGCAAGUCAGCUGAGCUCUCUGAACUCCACAAACAAGAUAUCUACGAACUAGUUGGUCAUGCAUAUGUCGACCCAGUCAUGGCUAGUGGACGUUGGCUAGCCAGCGAGGAUAGAGGCCGCCUGGUACACCUUCUCUGA
Exophiala bonariae is the source of this 1917-nucleotide messenger RNA. RefSeq lists its product as uncharacterized. The coding region runs from base 1 to 1917 and encodes 638 amino acids. Lineage: Eukaryota; Fungi; Ascomycota; Eurotiomycetes; Chaetothyriales; Herpotrichiellaceae. The transcript has a single exon. The record is from RefSeq and is a predicted model, not a curated record.